This is a messenger RNA of Mercurialis annua (annual mercury), 2335 nucleotides long. RefSeq lists its product as uncharacterized. The coding region runs from base 217 to 2121 and encodes 634 amino acids. NCBI's taxonomy places the organism in Eukaryota, Viridiplantae, Streptophyta, Magnoliopsida, Malpighiales, Euphorbiaceae. Gene Ontology annotation, molecular function: protein binding. The transcript has 6 exons. The record is from RefSeq and is a predicted model, not a curated record.
UUCAAGCACCUGUAACAUAUUUUUAGUAAAACAAAAUAAAAAUGUAAAAUCUAAAGUUUCGUAUUUCAGAGAUGGAGCCCUAAGUUCAAAGAAGAAGAAAAUCAAAGGAAAAUAGUAAUGUGUUGAAGGAGAAAGUGAAGUAGGAGAGCAAUUCCUUCAAUCAUUGAACUCUAGGGUUUACUUAACAGUCAAUCAAUCUUUGCAGUUACUACGACCAUGGUGCAAUCCUUCUUGAUACGUUGGAAUGGGGAGAUGGUAUACACUCGGUGUGGACUGGAUUAUGAUAAUGGGUGCGAAGGUGUUGCUCCAUUGUGUACUGAAAGGACUAUUGGGGAAUUACAUAGCAUAAUUAAAAGGAGAAUCGGAUUGGGAUCAGAAUUUGAAAUAACGAGGAUUACAUCACGAUACCCAAUUUUUAAUAACCACCAUCAAAUAAUUAUCUACCGUCCCUUUACAGUGAAGACUGACGAGGAUGUGAACAGAAUAAUUUGCUAUGCUGCAAAGGUUCCAGAAAUUCUCUACCUCGAGUUGUAUGUAGAGUACAAUAGGAUGACUGUUCCUCGCAACUAUAUAUCAGAGAGAGGUGAAGAAUCACUUCUGCCCCCUACUUUUGUCGACGGGAAGGAUCUUUUUCGGGUUCCUGCCUCAACUAAAUUCACAUGGAAAAUUGACAACUUUUCCGAAUCGACUAAAAGGAAACUACAGUCGGACAUUUUCAUUGCUGGAAGAUGUAAAUGGUAUUUGCUUAUAUAUCCCAAUAGAAGUUAUGCUGAUAUGUUGUCGAUUUACAUAGCCAAUCCUGACUCAAUGAGUUUGCCAAAUGGUUGGAGCAGAGAUGCAGAUAUUAGCCUGUCAAUAAUUAAUCAAUCCAAUAACAUGACUAAAGUUAAAAAAGGUACACAUUUAUUCAAUGCAAAAGCCGUCUUUUGGGAUACCCCUUCUCCUCUUCCUAUAAUACGUAAUCCCGCUGCAUGGUAUAUAGUGAAUGAUACACUUACAGUUGAAGCUGAGAUUCAAGUCCAUAGUGUUGUGCAUUAUUCUGUAAUCACACCUGAAAAGAAAGUCAACAAAGAUGAACCGAAACUGCCCAAGCGAGCAGUUGAAACAUCAGUAGAUCAAGUUCCCCUGAAUAAUUAUAGCAAAAAAUUAAAAAAAUGCAUUUCAAAUGCGAAAAAUAUACCCCAGAAGGAAGUACUUGAAACUGAAGCGACGGUUGAACCAGGAACUGCUAUUGUAACUCCUUUAACUGCUAAACCACUGAGUCAGACUGAAGGAGCAGUUCAAACCGGAGCUACCACUAACGAACAAAAUAUUGUGAAGGAAUCACUUCUGCCUCCUACUAUUGUCGACGAAAAGGAUGUUUCUCAGGAUCCUCCUUCUGUGCCUGUAUUAUCCUCCCCUGAUGCGCAGAAAAUUUCUAAGGAUCUUCUGACUGAAAUUUCAAGUCGGACAAGGACUCAAGAAUCUCUUCCUAGCAGUGAAAUUCCAGUUUUAAGCGAAGCAACUAGGACUGACUUCGUAUGUCAACAAAAGGAAGCACUGGACGGCUUUCUCAAUACGUCAUUAGAGGCUAUACAACAAGCUGGUGCCUUUGGAAAUAUCGAUAAGAUUAUCCUUGUACUCAUUCAGCAUGCUAACAGUUUACAGGAGAAGACAAUUCUUGAAGAUCUAGCUUCUCGCUUGGCAGAAUUUCAAGAGAGCGUCCCAAAAUUUACAACCAUUGCAGAAACUCUGCAAGCUCGCAAAACAUUUCUUGCAGGGAAAACUGUAGAUCUUAAUGCAAGAUUGGAGCAAAGACAAAAGGAACUAACUUCCUUGGAAGACAAAUUCUCAAGGCUUUCGGAAGAAGAAGCAAAACUCCAUGCUGAAAUUCAGCGCUUAACGACACAAAAGGAGGAGCUUCUUUCCCAGAAGCAAUCUGCUGCAAUUGAAAUGCAGAAAGCCAAUGAAAGAGCAUCGAGAGAACUUGAAGAAUGGAGAGGCUUAGAAGGGGAAAUCAAGCAGUCCAAUGCCGAAAGGCUUGAAGCCAAAGAGAAAUUGGCAUUAGCUAACGUGCGUUGGAAACACUACAUAGAGGAUUUUGCAGAGACCAUGAAGACCAUAAAGAAAGAAGAGGCCUAGACGGGUGAAUCAAGCAGUUUAGUGCCGAAUGGCUCAGACACAAAAAGAAACUAACUUUAGCUAAUAGGCGUGGGAAACUCUACAGUAAGGAUCUUGGUUUUCGAAAGCUUAAUAUUUUGUAAAGACUUAUUUGAAACAUGUAGUUUAUCAAAGUGAACUUAUGCAAAAACAUUAUUAAUUAAGCAAUUAAUUGAAUUAGUUCAUUUUUCUUUUC